GGACCAAAAGCGAGUGGGCAGCAAGCAAAUAGCAGCAGUUCUGUGCAGUUAGAGGGGACUGGAGAGCUCAAGACGGUCCUCAAGCUCACUUGAAAGAGACCUCUAAAGCUCAGUCACGAUAAACACAUGUAAAUGUCUAUAAUUAAUAACAACAAGCUAGUAUUAUAUAUUCAUCAAUCUUGCAAUUCUGUUUGACAGUGUUCUUUUCAGAUUAAGUAGUUCUCCUGUAGUUACGACCCUUUUUUGAAUGGAUUAGGAAAACUGAGGUUUUCCAUAAAAGUUUAGGCUUGAUAAUUGCAUAAUAUUUGGAUCAAAACUGGAGCAAGCCUGUAGUCCAAACUCCAGCUGCAUGGCUGGGGAUGUGGAUGUUAGAAAUAGCAUCUGCUUCGUGUCACAGAUUUAGCUGUACUUGCCUGCUACAACGAUGGACAGUGAAGUGCAAAGGGACGGCCGAAUCCUGGAUUUGAUCGAUGACGCAUGGAGGGAAGAUAAAUUGCCGUAUGAGGAUGUGGCUAUCCCUCUGAAUGAGCUUCCCGAACCAGAGCAAGACAACGGUGGCACAACCGAGUCUGUGAAAGAGCAAGAAAUGAAGUGGACAGAUUUGGCUCUCCAGUACCUCCAUGAAAACGUUCCACCCACGGGAAACUAGUGAAUCGGUGAGAACUCAUGCAGUAGAUGCCGGACUGCAAUAUAAAAAAUAUUUUUCAGCUGACCAUCGCUGUCAUAAGGAGGAAACAACGUUUCUGAAAAAGGCUGGGAUUCAAACAAUGGUUCUACUCACAGUGACCAAACAGAGUUUCAAAUGCUUCUAUAACAAGUGUGAAAUAACAAUGGCUAUCUGACACCUCAGAGCUAGUAUCAGAAUGUUUCUCUUAUGUAAAAUUAUUUCAUAUCUUCUGUUAAAUUGUUCAUAAGUUGGUGCCAAUUCUGAUCUUAAACGUUUUCUACAUGUGAUAAAAGAAGUAGGUUUUAUUGUCUUGAGUUGUUAC
This is a messenger RNA of Egretta garzetta (little egret), 989 nucleotides long. It is a transcript of the gene ANAPC13, whose product is annotated as anaphase promoting complex subunit 13. Lineage: Eukaryota; Metazoa; Chordata; Aves; Pelecaniformes; Ardeidae. Gene Ontology annotation, biological process: protein K11-linked ubiquitination. Bases 425 to 649 code for a protein of 74 amino acids. The record is from RefSeq and is a predicted model, not a curated record. The transcript is spliced from 2 exons. Gene Ontology annotation, cellular component: anaphase-promoting complex.